GUUGGCACUGUCAACAUGUGGGGCGUGUUAUCUGCUCUGUUCUCCGGGGUCCGAAGCCUCGCUUUCAGAUCCAUAGAUGACGAUACCGAAGUCACCAAAAGGAGCCGAGCUAGGAAAGCUCUGGGAGAGCAGGAAGAGGGGAGGAUAAAUACCCUAUCUGAUGAGGAACUGAGGUCCAGGAGUACGAUCCUUAAACCGACAGACAAACCCUCUGGAGCCCUAAAGGUUACCUUUGUUGAUUAUCAAACAAAGCUGAACAGAAAGAACCAUCACACACACGAGUUUGAGAAGACUGGCAACAUCUUACGCCGUGGACAGGUGUUUGUGAUCCGUGUGAUCUUUGAUAGGGAGGUCAAACCUGAACAUGACGUCAUAAUUCUGCAGUUUACCUACGGAACCCGCCCUCAGGAGAGCAAAGGGACAGUGAUCAGAAUACCACUGAAUUUAAAACCAUCGACCAGGUCAUCUGACGUCACGGGAACAUGGUUUGCCGAAGUCCAGAGUAUUACCGAAAAAGUAAUAGAGUGUGGGAUAACAUCUGCCUCAGACAGCAGCAUUGGAAGAUACCAGUUCUACGUGGAAACAAACCUGAAAGAUAACAAAGAAUCCCUGAGAAGAUUUGAAGAAAAGGAACCGUGUAUCAUUCUCUUCAAUGCUUGGGCGAAAGAGGAUACUGUGUACAUGGAGAAGGACGAGGAGAGAGAGGAGUACGUACUGAAUGAGACCGGCAGAAUCUGGACCAGUAGAAGUUAUUUUGGACGGCCAUGGAAUUUUGGACAGUUUGAUGACCCGGUGCUUGAUGUAGCUCUGCAGCUGCUGUCGGAUGGAGGACUAUCUGACGUGGCCUGUACUUCUCCAAUCUCUGUCAUCAGAUGCAUCUCAUCACUGUGUAAUUCCUGUGACAGUGAUGGUGUUUUGGAGGGUAGGUGGACAUCGGAAUACCCCGAGGACUGUACAGUUCCGUGGAAGUGGACUGGGAGUGUCCCGAUCAUUAGAGAGUAUCACACCAACGGAAAUAAGCCCGUCCGGUAUGGUCAAUGCUGGGUGUUCUCCGGACUCACCACAACAAUUUGUCGCUGUCUUGGGAUUCCGACACGUUCUGUGACAAACUUUGAUUCUGCGCAUGACACAGACAGUAGCAUGACCAUCGACUCUCACUGGGAUGAAGAUGGAGAGCCUAUAGAAGAUAUGAAUGAUUCUGUCUGGAACUUUCACGUAUGGAACGAGUCUUGGUUUCGACGGUUAGAUUUACCAGAGGGUUAUGACGGAUGGCAAGCACACGAUGCAACGCCCCAGGAGGCUAGCGAAGGAGUGAUGAGGUGUGGCCCCGCCCCUUUGAAGGCUAUAAAAGAGGGACAUGUGUACCUCUGCUACGAUAUACCUUUCAUAUACGCUGAGGUCAAUGGAGAUCGCGUACAGUGGGUGGUCAAGAAAGAUGGUACCAUGGAAGUAAGUCAAAUUAACCGUUUUGCCGUGGGUUCGUUCAUCAGCACGAAAAAGGUUGGAUCCUCCUACCGAGAGGAUGUGACGCUCAUGUAUAAAUACCCAGAAGGAAGUGAAGAAGAAAGGAGAGUUGCCCAAUUUGUCAAUAGAUACAGCACGAGGAGGAAGCAGAACAUUUACAAACUGGACACGCCUAAGGAGUUAGAUUUCACAAUUACGCCACCAGAGGAAACGAUGAUAGGGGACGACCUAGAAAUAAAAGUCGCUGUCAAAAACAUGACAAAGCAGUCCCGCAUAGUUAGUUUGACCUUGACCCUAGUUAAUGCUUAUUACACUGGGGUGUCAGGGACACGGGUUAAAACUGAAACGUUCAAGGAAAGCAUCGGAGACAAAGAUGAGAAGGUAGUUAGGAUGCAAGUGAACGGUAAAGAAUAUCAGCCCAGAAUGAAUCCAGAAGGACGAUUCCAGUUAUUUAUUUCUGGGAAGAAUUUGGAGACUGGUAGACUACAAUCAAAACAAAUCACUUUUGUCCUGAAGAAGCCAGAACUGGUUAUACAGGUCCCAAAGACAGUAGCUGUCUAUGAAGAUACAGAGGCUACUAUUGUAUUCAAGAACACUACACAACUCGUUCUGACGCAAGCGGAAAUAGCAGUAGAAGCAUCCGGUCUCCUCACUCCUAAUACAAUCGCCAUCAGCAAUCCUAUCAAACCCGGAGAUGAGGUCAAGGAGAUGGUCAUCCUUCACCCCCGCAGACGUUACUGGUGGGGAAGAGAAAUUAUCGCCACCUUCACCUCCAAAGAGAUUGUGGACAUUGAAGCAAGCGUAGAGGGGAUUAAGGUUGUCAAAUCAACGAAUGGAGAGGAUAGCGAUGACGACUAAGUCAACGAAUGUAGAGGAUAGCGACGAUGACUAGGUCAACGAAUGUAAAGGAUAUAGAUAAUGACUGUGUCAAGUCGAUGAAUGUUGUGGAAAGCAUUUAUGAUGAUUGUAAACUAAUGUAGCAAUGAUCUCUGAAGAACAUAUCAAUAUCAGUUACAGCAAAGCUAAAAUAUUGCGGUCUUGUUUUUGAAAAUUAAUUCUCGGUGAACUUUCAAAUUUGUUUUACUCUCAAAGAGUAUAUCAAUAUAUCAUACGAUGCCAGAAAGACUUGUUCAAAUAUGACUGUAUAUCUGCUUACAUGUAGAGAAAUACUAUAAUUCUUCUGCUUUUUGUCCUUUCAUAUCAUUUCUUAUUUUUAUCUUGCAUAAAUCUUUACAUAAAGAUGAAGCAAUGUGUGA
This is a messenger RNA of Saccostrea echinata, 2720 nucleotides long. Its product is annotated as protein-glutamine gamma-glutamyltransferase K-like. The transcript has 15 exons. Gene Ontology annotation, biological process: peptide cross-linking. Bases 16 to 2322 code for a protein of 768 amino acids. NCBI's taxonomy places the organism in Eukaryota, Metazoa, Mollusca, Bivalvia, Ostreida, Ostreidae. The record is from RefSeq and is a predicted model, not a curated record. Gene Ontology annotation, molecular function: protein-glutamine gamma-glutamyltransferase activity.